Messenger RNA from Neopsephotus bourkii (Bourke's parrot), 2700 nucleotides. RefSeq lists its product as uncharacterized. NCBI's taxonomy places the organism in Eukaryota, Metazoa, Chordata, Aves, Psittaciformes, Psittacidae. The record is from RefSeq and is a predicted model, not a curated record. Bases 1 to 2700 code for a protein of 899 amino acids. The transcript has 6 exons.
AUGUCUUCUGUAGACGAUGUUGCCGCCUCGUUUCCGGACUGUUCAUUUGAUUGGACCGCACGAGUCCACUUGGCUGGUAUCCACUUGGGUCCUGUCGACGGGCUGCUCCUGGUGUCCUGCUCCUGUCCGCUGAGCUUCGUGGCAGCACCAAUUCGGUCCCUGUUCGGGCGCCAGAUGCGGGGCAGGAGGGACGUGCCUGCUGUGACUGACCAGGAGGUGCUAUGGCAGGACCUGGAGGAGCUGGUGGAGAAGGAGCAGCUGAGCUGCUGCGGCUCCCCCAGUUACCCCCAGAGCAUCAGUCGCCCCGAGAACCUGACAGCCACGCUCCUGACUCGAGAUGGAGGAGCCUCUAAGCAGCUCCCAGUGUGCUCGUCACGGGCAGUGCACAUGAGCAACAGCAGCUUUCUUCUGGGCCUCAGCAUCCUCAUCCUGGCUGCUGGGGCCAUCCUGCUUGCCAUCAGUACUUGCCAGUGGGGUCGCUUGUGGCCAUGGGGCCCACUUUGCCCCAGCACUGGUGGUGGCUGUCCCCAGGAAGGUGACUGUGCCACACUGCUCUUCCCACAGGGUGAUGGCCAGGGCAAGCAACGGUGGAUAUGGAGGAGGCGAUUUCGUGCAGCAGAGCCAUGUAACGCUGUGUCCCCCCUGUGUGGGCCCUGGCGCUGCAGGCCUGGCUGCACUGACUGCAUCAAGGCUGCGCAGGAGCUGCAGGAGCUGGUGCUGUCAGCGUGGGCUGGGAGAGGAGCUGCAGCCGCUCUGGAUGCUGGCACAUGGCAGGUGCUAUGGCAGGACCUGGAGGAGCUGGUGGAGAAGGAGCAGCUGAGCUGCUGCGGCUCCCCCAGUUACCCCAAGAGCAUCAGUCGCCCCGAGAACCUGACAGCCACACACUUGACUCGAGAUGGAGGAGCCCCUAUGGAGGAGAGGUCUGUUUGCUUCCUCGACCACACGUGUCCUGGCAGAGUCUCUUCAGCCCUAAAGACACACGUGGCUCGGAAAGCCCUGGAGAUACGGAUGGGGGCCCCGCCAAUGCCGGUGCAGCAGUCCCAGGAGCAAGCAGCACAGCAGCAGGGCUGCCUCCGUGUCCUGCCCAAGCUCAUCCUGCCAGGACAGAGCCAGCCCUUGCUGAGGCACGACCUGUGCCCUGCGAUGCAGGCCAAGGCAAACGCUACUAUGGACAAAAACGAAGAGAAGGAAGUGAGGAGGCCAAGGGGGGACCCAAAUGCCACCAAGGAGUCCCUGGCACUGCAGAUGCUGUGCCCUCCACCACUGCUUGGAUUCUUGGUCCCAAAGCUGCCAAAGGAGAGAAGAGCUGGGGAGCCCAUGGCCCCGGGCAAUGCCAGUGCAGUGGGACAGCACAAAGCAGGACAGCAGGAGCCACAGAGCCCACAUGGAUCUGAGGAGAAACCAGCCAUCCAAGCACCAGAGGAGGAUACACUGAGGAAGAGCCUCCUUCACUUGGGUAGGGGUUUGUCACCGUGGGACAAGGAGUACCUGUCGCCUUUUGAUUUAGCCACGGCCCCACCUCCCCUUCCCAGCCUGGAUAACCGAGCAGCAGGACCAGAAGCAGGAGCAGCUUCCAUGCUCCUGAAGAAAGAUGCUGCCUGUCAGAUGAACAUCCCCACACAAGGCACUGGCCAGGCCCAUGCUGAGGACAGGACCUCGGCCUGUGCCACAGCGUCUAGCAGGAAAUCAACACUGCAGCUGAACCAGGAGGUCCACAGCAAGCUCUUGAUACACACAGCAAGAAAAUGCCCGGAGAUAAAACUCCAAACGCUCCCCAAGGCAGCGCAGAAGUCCACGGGCAUGUUGCGGUGCUCACAGCCCAGACGGAGGCAGGCUGGGGCUGGGAAUCUGCUGCCAAACAAGUGCUCUGCACACGUGGCAAAAGCAAAGCAGCUCAGGCAGAAGGAAUGGGUCCUGCAGGAGCAGGUUCAGGCAUCCCUCACCUGCACUGUGCUCCCCAUGACACCGUGCUCCUGCCUGUAUUGCGUCUCCUCCUGCAGCCCCGUUCCAGGGGAGGAGAGCAGCCAGGCAUUCCUGGAGGCCAGGACCCUGCCCAGGACAUCCUGCAGCUCUGGGAAUGAGAUGGGCACAGACACCAAGGAUGCGCCAAGGACACCCUGUGGGAUGGUGAAGGACUCGCCAGGGCCAGCAUCCACCCUUGUGUCCCCAGGUCUUGUCCAAACGUUUCCUGCUGUGGACACCAAGCCAGAGAAGGCACAGGGAGCACACAUGUGCUCAACCCAUGAAGGCUUCAUGGUACGUGCUCCAGGAGCCCCACAGAGCCAUUGUUGCUGCUGCAAGAAACAAGCUAGGCCUGCUGAUGGCAGCUUCCCAAGUGGGAUAGACCCUCUGAAAAGCACCACCAGCGGGGAAGGGAAUGCAGCAUCCCUAGGCUGUGGGACAUGGUCCCAGGGCACCUCCUGGAGCACAGAGAGGCAAAGCAGAUGGACUCCUGAUGGCCUCUCACAGGGAAGACCACUCGUGAUGGCUCGAAGCCCAAACCCCUGCUACCUAGAGGGGAUCCCCAGCCAGCACAGCCCAUCCUCGCAGCAGCACUGCGGUUCCCCUGUCACCAGGAACAUGAGUUCUUGCCAACCAUGCCCAGCCCCGGAUGCCCAGGACACUGCAGCAGCAUCGACCAGGAAUACCCUGCGUGCGGUGCUGGAGAGGAUUCGGCAGCGGCGAAGGAAGGUCUCCUGA